Dracunculus medinensis (Guinea worm) is the source of this 1653-nucleotide messenger RNA. Lineage: Eukaryota; Metazoa; Nematoda; Chromadorea; Rhabditida; Dracunculidae. The record is from the annotation of a GenBank genome assembly.
AUGAGGUGUUAUAUCAUUAUAUUUGAAGUAGAGAUGAAUAUUGAAAAAAUCAAAAAAUUGCAACAGAAUGCAGCGCAAGUUCGAACAGGUGGAAAAGGAACUGCUCGUAGGAAGAAGAAAGUUGUACAUAAAACUGCUGCGACUGAUGAUAAAAAAUUACAAAGCAAUUUAAAAAAGCUGUCAGUAACAAAUAUUCCUGGUAUUGAAGAAGUAAAUAUGAUCAAGGAUGAUGGCACUGUAAUUCACUUCAAUAACCCGAAGGUCCAGGCAUCGGUACCUGCUAAUACUUUUUCUGUUACUGGAAGCGCGGAAAAUAAGCAAAUCACUGAUAUGCUCCCCAGUAUACUCAACCAGUUAGGAGCAGAAUCGCUGACACAUUUGAAAAAACUGGCUAAUAAUGUGACUAGCCAGUUCAAAACGACAGAGGACGAUGAAGUCCCAGAUUUGGUUGGAGAUUUUGAUGAGGCGUCAAAGAAUGAAUCAAAGGUAGAUGAUUUGAUGCGCCUCGAUCGCCCAAAAUUUUAUCAAAAUGUUUGUUUACCCAUCGAUCCCGGGGAUGCAGUCAAUCAGUUGAUUGGUGGCGCUGUUUGCCGAAUUACUGGUCAAGAAUCCGCUGAUAUUCCAAUUAGCCAAUAUCUUAUGGCUCCACAGAAGUUCGACAACAUUUAUUUGGGUGAAACUUUUACCUUUUAUGUGUGUAUACAUAAUAUUAGUGGUCAAGUGGUGAAGGAUAUUUGUGUAACAACAGAUUUACAAACAACUAAUCAGAGAAUCGCAUUAUUAUCGAAUCUGCAAGAAGCAUAUCAGAGUUUGGAAGCGGGUCAAUGUUUGGGGGCGAUAAUAAGUCAUGAAAUCAAAGAAGUUGGACAACAUAUAUUGGUUUGCGCAGUUAAUUACAAAAGUUCUGCAGAUGAGAAGAUGUAUUUUCGAAAGUUUUUCAAGUUUCCUGUUACUAAACCAAUCGACGUAAGGACGAAAUUUUAUAACGCUGAGAAUAACGACGUCUACUUGGAGGCUCAAAUUCAGAAUACAUCUUCGGUGCCAAUGAUAUUAGAAAAAGUCACUCUUGAACCGUCUGAUUACUACACAAGUGUCGAAAUUGCUCCACCUAAACCAGCAAAAGAAAUGGAAUUAGAAUCUUUUUAUCUCAUUCCGAAUGAUAUUAGGCAAUAUUUAUAUUGUUUAAAGCCAAAGAUAUCGGAUUAUUCAUUGAAUUAUUACAGGAAAGGAACAUCAAUUGGUAAAUUAGAUAUGAUUUGGAGAAGUGCAAUGGGCGAAAGAGGUCAUCUUCAGACCAGUUCGUUACAUCGAAUGGCACCCGGUUAUGGCGAUUUGCAUUUGACUAUCGAAAAAAUUCCCGAUUCAACCAAACUCCGCCAAAUUUUUGAAAUUACAUGUCGGCUACGAAACUGCAGUGAACGGUCAAUGGAUUUGGUUUUACAUUUGGACGGUACUUUACAACCUCGAAUUAUUUUUUGUUCAACAAGUGGCAUUCUUUUAGGGCAAUUGCUUCCGAAUAGCACAGUUGAUUUUUCUUUGGAGCUGUUUCCUAUAUCUCCGGGACUUCAGACAAUUUCUGGCAUUCGUGUUACCGAUACAUUAUUGAAACGCACUUAUGAACAUGAUGAUUUUGCUCAAGUUUUUAUCACAUAA